Molecule: messenger RNA, 3779 nt
Organism: Arvicanthis niloticus (Nile rat)
Lineage: Eukaryota; Metazoa; Chordata; Mammalia; Rodentia; Muridae
Source: RefSeq, a predicted model, not a curated record
UCCCGUCCCGCCAGCGGCCUCGAGACCCGGGCAGCUAGGGAACAAACCGCAGCGGUCCAGGGAGCCCGGAGCGCAGCGCAGAGCCAGGGUACGCUUUGAGGACCCGCGCAGCCCCGCUUGGUCUCCGGGCCCUAGUCAAGCAGGCAGGCAAGCGCAGCGCCACCCGGCCGAGCCCAGCGCAGCGCUCCGUAGCCUAGCGCGCGCCGCCGCCCGCGCCCCGCACCGGGGAAUGCGCCCUCGGCGCGCAGGCCAGGGGGCGCCCGCAGCCCGCCCCGGGGGAGGCGGCCCCGAGCGCCCCUGAACCUUUCCAUGGCCCGGGCUAGGGCCCGGGGCCUCGACUGCUGACGUGCACGAAGCCAGGGGAACCAGUGAAGCCGAGACCGCGGUGCGGAUCCCGGCUCAGGCUCAGAGACAAGAGGGCGCGGACAGGGCCGUGGCCCCGGGGGGCAGCUAAGGCGGACCGGCCCGACGCAAACCUCUCCGCUACUGCGGCGGCCACCGCUGCCCGGCGCCCAGGCCCCGCCGCCGUGGACGAGGUGUCCACAGAACUGGAGCCUGCUUCCUGGGCCCCAGGCCCCUCCCACAAUGCUUGUAACUGGCUUCAUCCUCUGGGCUUCCCUGCUGACCGGGGCCUGGCCAGCUACCCCUAUCCAGGACCAGCUUCCAGCUACACCUAGAGUCCGACUGUCAUUCAAAGAACUUAAGGCCACAGGCACCGCCCACUUCUUCAACUUUCUGCUCAACACUACAGACUACAGAAUCCUGCUCAAGGACGAGGACCAUGACCGCAUGUACGUGGGCAGCAAGGACUAUGUGCUGUCCCUGGACCUGCAUGACAUCAACCGAGAGCCCCUUAUUAUCCAUUGGGCAGCCUCUCCACAACGCAUUGAGGAGUGCAUACUGUCGGGCAAGGAUGGCAACGGAGAGUGUGGGAACUUCGUCAGGCUCAUCCAGCCUUGGAACCGAACACACCUGUAUGUGUGUGGCACUGGUGCCUACAACCCCAUGUGUACCUAUGUAAACCGUGGCCGUCGUGCACAGGAUUACAUCUUCUACCUGGAGCCUGAGAAACUCGAGUCAGGGAAAGGCAAAUGUCCAUAUGACCCCAAGCUGGACACAGCCUCAGCCCUCAUCAAUGAGGAGCUCUAUGCAGGAGUGUACAUCGAUUUUAUGGGCACAGAUGCAGCCAUUUUCCGCACGCUUGGAAAGCAGACAGCCAUGCGCACAGACCAGUACAAUUCCCGCUGGCUCAAUGAUCCUUCAUUCAUACAUGCCGAGCUUAUCCCUGACAGCGCGGAGCGCAAUGAUGAUAAACUCUACUUCUUCUUCCGAGAACGCUCUGCAGAGGCUCCACAGAACCCUGCUGUGUAUGCCCGCAUCGGGCGCAUCUGCCUCAAUGAUGAUGGUGGCCAUUGCUGCCUGGUCAACAAGUGGAGCACGUUCCUGAAGGCUCGGCUCGUCUGCUCCGUGCCAGGCGAGGAUGGUAUUGAGACCCACUUCGACGAACUCCAGGAUGUGUUUGUCCAGCAGACCCAGGAUGUCAGGAACCCAGUCAUUUAUGCUGUCUUUACCUCUUCAGGCUCUGUGUUCCGAGGAUCUGCAGUGUGUGUCUACUCCAUGGCUGACAUUCGCAUGGUUUUCAAUGGGCCCUUUGCUCACAAGGAGGGCCCCAACUACCAGUGGAUGCCCUUCUCAGGAAAGAUGCCCUAUCCUCGGCCUGGCACAUGCCCUGGUGGAACCUUUACGCCCUCGAUGAAGUCCACUAAGGACUAUCCUGAUGAAGUAAUCAACUUCAUGCGUACCCAUCCACUCAUGUACCAGGCCGUCUACCCGCUGCAGCGGCGCCCCCUGGUGGUCCGCACAGGUGUUCCCUAUCGCCUCACCACUGUGGCUGUGGACCAGGUGGAUGCAGCUGAUGGACGCUAUGAGGUGCUUUUCCUGGGCACAGACCGCGGGACAGUGCAGAAGGUCAUUGUGCUGCCCAAGGAUGACCAGGAGGUGGAAGAGCUCAUGCUGGAGGAGGUGGAAGUCUUCAAGGAACCAGCACCUGUUAAGACUAUGACCAUCUCUUCCAAGAGGCAACAACUGUAUGUGGCUUCAGCCGUGGGUGUCACACACCUGAGCCUGCAUCGCUGCCAGGCAUAUGGAGCUGUCUGUGCUGACUGCUGCCUCGCCCGGGACCCCUACUGUGCCUGGGAUGGCCAGGCCUGCUCUCGAUACACAGCAUCCUCCAAGAGGCGGAGUCGCCGGCAAGAUGUCCGCCACGGGAACCCUAUCAGGCAGUGCCGUGGUUUCAAUUCCAAUGCAAACAAGAAUGCCAUAGAGUCUGUGCAGUACGGAGUGGCCGGCAGCGCGGCUUUUCUUGAGUGCCAGCCCCGCUCACCUCAAGCCACUGUUAAGUGGCUUUUCCAGCGAGAUCCCAGUGAUCGGCGCCGUGAGAUUCGCGCAGAGGACCGCUUCCUGCGUACAGAGCAGGGGCUGUUGCUUCGCGCCCUGCAGCUUGGUGACCGCGGCCUCUACUCCUGCACGGCCACUGAGAACAACUUCAAGCACAUCGUCACGCGGGUACAGCUGCAUGUACUGGGCCGGGACGCCGUCCAUGCUGCCCUCUUCCCCCCACUGGCUGUGAGCGUCCCUCCACCUUCUGGCACAGGCCUUCCAACACCUCCUUACCAGGAGCUGGCCCAGCUCCUAGCCCAGCCGGAAGUGGGCCUCAUCCAUCAGUACUGCCAGGGUUACUGGCGCCAUGUGCCUCCCAGUCCCAGGGAGGCUCCAGGAGCACUUAGGCCUCCUGAACUCCAGGACCAGAAAAAGCCGAGGAACCGCCGCCACCACCCUCCGGACACAUGAGGCCAGCUGCUGGAGGCCUACAUAGGACCAGCCUAGCCCCUCAUCCCUUUUAAUAUAAAAGAUAUAUAUAUAUAUAUAUAAAUAUAAAAAUAUCUAUAUUCUAUACAUACCCUGCCCCUGCAAAGACAGUAUUUAUUGGUGGGUUGUAUAUAGCCUGCCUCGGUGGCAGCAUUGUCCAGAACUUAGACCCAUGUCGGUCAGCAGUGGCACAUCACUGAGCAUGCCCAUCCUGGCCUAGGAAGUUCCCAGGGCCAGCCCAAGACCACACAGUCCCCAGACUCCGUGGAAAUCUCCUUGCUGAACAGCUGUCAAGAUCUACAAAACACAGGGAGGGAGCAGGCCCUACUUGUCGGGCCAUGGACCAUAUGCCUUUGCUGGUGAAUGUUGUCAGCUGUGUCUUGGCAAAGACAUGGACACCAGGAUUGCUGUGGAGUCUGAGGUGGGGGUUCAGGGAACUCAGAGGAGGGAAAAAGGGGCCAUCCCAGGAUACAGGCCCCUGCCUGGGUCAGAGGUGCCCAGUGAAGGCCAACCUUUCCCAGGUAUUUAUUCUCUAUUUAUUGGGGACAGAAGAGAAGCCUGUCUGGGUGAGGCAGAACCUUCUCUUCUCCCUUCCUUGCCUGUCCUGGCAGGUCCAGCCCACUCUACCUCCUUAGCCUUUCCUGUGCUGCCUCGACUCAUGGCUGGGGCUGGGUGCAGGCAUGGCUUAAAAGAACCCCCAGCCCUGAAGAUAGAUGGGCCAUGGUGGAGGCCCAGGGCCUGUCUGGCAUCCCCAAGGCUCACUGCCCACUGCCUCAGGUGAUGGGUGUAAAUAGCUCUGGAGGCAGUGGGGUAGAUGGUUGGGGGAGGAGGGGCUCCUGCAGCCCCUGCUACCCAGGCCACAGUCAUUCUUGGGUUCCAUCUUGCUAAUAAACGCUGGCUCUGGGACUAGA